Molecule: messenger RNA, 8368 nt
Organism: Hemicordylus capensis (graceful crag lizard)
Lineage: Eukaryota; Metazoa; Chordata; Lepidosauria; Squamata; Cordylidae
Gene: ANKS1A
Product: ankyrin repeat and sterile alpha motif domain containing 1A
Exons: 27
Coding region: 400-4083 (1227 amino acids)
Cellular component (GO): cytosol
Molecular function (GO): protein binding
Source: RefSeq, a predicted model, not a curated record
CUUGGAAGAAUCUUAUGCGGAGCUAGAGUGAUUAGAGACCCCUAACAUCUUUGCGGAUGGGCAGAAGCGACGGAGAAAUUCUACUGUACAUGACUGGCUGCUGAGGCGGCGCGGGCAAAAAGCACUCACUUCACCUUGCCUUACCUCAUCCUCUGAGGCGACACGCUCUGAAUGAAAGGGAAUUGUUUGCCGCCUGCCUGCGGGUAAAGGCUGGACUCCCCCACUCCGCACUGCCGCCUUGCCUUUCUUAGCGGGUGGAGGAGGCAGUGUCGGCUCCGCUAGGGGGUGCGGUCUUCUUGUCUCCGCCCCGGAAGGACGCGCCGGCCCGGCUGAGGCAGCGGCGGCGGCUGAAGACCAGCAGUAGGGGCGGGGGUUGGCUUCCCGGGCCCGGGCCGGGCCAUGGGGAAGGAGCAGGAGCUGCUGGAGGCCGCUCGCACCGGGAACCUACCCGCCGUGGAGAAGCUGCUGUCGGGCAAGCGCCUCAGCUCGGGCUUCGGGUCCGGUGGCGGCUCCGGGUCCUCGGGGGGCGGCGGCGGCGGCAGCAGCAGCGGGGGCGGCGGCGGCGGGGGGCACCCGCUCUCCAGUCUUCUCAGCAUUUGGAGAGGACCAAAUGUGAACUGUGUUGACAAUACUGGAUACACUCCACUGCACCAUGCUGCGCUGAAUGGUCACAAGGAUGUGGUGGAAGUUCUGUUGAGGAAUGAUGCAUUAACCAAUGUGGCUGACUGCAAAGGCUGUUAUCCUCUUCAUUUGGCAGCCUGGAAGGGAGAUGCCGAGAUAGUGAAACUUCUAAUACACCAGGGACCAUCUCAUACUAAAGUGAACGAGCAGAAUGCUCUUGAGAUCAAAGAACUCAAAAAGUACGGCCCCUUUGACCCCUAUAUCAAUGCCAAGAAUAACGACAAUGAAACGGCCCUGCACUGUGCAGCUCAGUAUGGCCAUACAGAGGUGGUGAAGGUUCUCCUGGAGGAGUUGACUGACCCUACCAUGCGCAAUAACAAGUUUGAGACUCCACUUGAUUUGGCUGCACUCUACGGGAGAUUAGAGGUUGUGAAGAUGUUGCUCAAUGCCCAUCCCAAUCUUCUGAGCUGCAAUACUAAGAAACAUACCCCCUUACAUCUUGCAGCUAGGAAUGGCCAUAAAGCUGUAGUUCAUGUCCUCCUGGAUGCUGGCAUGGAUAACAAUUAUCAGACAGAAAAAGGCAGUGCUUUGCAUGAGGCUGCUCUGUUUGGCAAGACAGAUGUGGUACAGAUACUACUUGCUACAGGCAUUGAUGUGAGUAUAAAGGAUAACCGAGGCCUGACAGCUUUGGAGAUUGUGAGAGAACUUCCUUCUCAGAAAAGUCAACAAAUAGCAGCUCUCAUUGAAGAUUGCACAACUGCGAAGAAGGCUGCAAAAGCAGAAGAGAAAACACCACCAGCACUGACUACUUCUACUGAUACCUCAGUUCGGAUACCUCAAGGGAAUGUGGAGAAAGCAGUGACAGAACUGAUCGUAGACUUUGAUGGGAAGCCGGAGGAGUGUCCAUAUGAAGUCUUGUACAAUGCAACAUCCUGCCAUUCUUUGGACAGCUUGGCCAGUGGAAGAUCUUCAGACAGAGACUCAGUGAAUAGGGAAGCGGAGAUGACCAGUGUUAAAGUGACAGGAAGAGAGCGUCCACCCCCUCCUGCUAAGCCACCGCCUGAUGAAGAAGAGGAACAGGUGGAAAAGAAACGAAGUACAUCCUCUAAAGGUGUGGUCACCAAGAGGAAAAGUAGGGGAAGCACAGCCGAUGAAGAGGAGGAACAUCCUUAUGAGCUGCUGCUAACAGCAGAAACUAAAAGGCAUGUUGUCAUGGACAAAAAAACUAAAGGUGAAUCAUCUUCAGGUGCUGCCAGCAGUGUCCAGCCUCAGGCCUGGCCAAGAAAAGGCCCCUCUUCCCAGGAUAGCCAAUGGCCACUGAAUUGCCAAGGGUCUUCUGACCUUGCUUGUAGCCAUCCUGAGCAGUAUCCAAGUCCUGAAUCCCACUUAAUGGAGGUCUCAAAAGACCAAAGGAAGAGCAGCAGUAGCCACAGCCAAGCAGAUGCCCAGGAUGUUCAAGUGCUGGAUCAGUUCUCAGGUCUUCUGCAUGGUUCUUCUCCGGUGUGUGAAAUAAAUGAGGACCCUUUCAGAGUCAUUUCUGCUGUGGGUAAAGGAAGUACAGAGGGGACUGCUAUGCAGCUUGAAGAUGUUGAGGCAUCUGGAUCGGUACAGACUAGCACUGGAGACCAAAAUAAAGUGGUCUACUCAACAAUUCAUCAUACCAGUGACAACAAGUUGGACCCUGAAAGUUUAGCGCAUCCUCACUUGCCACAGCACUUCAGUAGUGCUGAAGAAGGAGACAAGAGCAGUGUUGUGGGCAGAGUCCACUCAGGGGGCAAGCCCAGAGCGGAACUCAAACUUAGCCGUAGCUUGUCAAAAUCUGACUCUGACCUUUUGACCACCUCUCCAACUGAGGACGAUACUAUGGGAAGCAGAAGUGAAUCACUUUCCAAUUGUAGUGCUGGGAAAAAAAGGCUGGAAAAAUCACCUUCGUUUGCUUCAGAGUGGGAUGAGAUCGAGAAAAUCAUGAGCUCCAUCGGAGAAGGCAUUGACUUUUCUCAGGAACAGCAGAGGAUUUCAGGUUCGCGGAUGCUGGAGCAGAGCGUUGGGGAGUGGCUGGAGUCCAUCGGCUUACAGCAAUAUGAGAGUAAACUGCUUCUCAAUGGCUUCGAUGAUGUCCGCUUCCUGGGCUGUAAUGUUAUGGAAGAUCAGGACCUUCGGGAGAUUGGCAUUAGUGACCCACAGCACCGCAGAAAACUUCUCCAGGGAGCACGUUCUCUUCCUAAGGUGAAAUCCCUGGGCUGUGAUGGGAGUCAGCCUUCUGUUCCUGCCUGGCUUGACUCCUUGGGGCUGCAGGAUUACAUUCAAUCAUUUCUGUCAAGUGGCUACAGCUCUAUAGAUUCUGUAAAAAAUCUCUGGGAACUAGAAUUAGUAAAUGUGCUCAAGAUAAAUCUUCUUGGCCAUCGUAAGCGUAUAAUAGCCUCUCUAGCAGACAGGCCAUAUGAGGAGCCCCCCCAGAAACCACCACGAUUCUCCCAGUUGAGAUGCCAGGAUUUUAUAUCCCAGACAUCCUCACCCCUGAGCCAGAGUGACUCCUGCACAGGGAGGUCUGCAGAUCUCCUGCUACCUUUGGGGGAUGGUGGAAAGAAGAGGCAUGAGGGCAGCCACGACAUUGCAUCUUAUCCCAGAGCUGACAGACUCAAGGCUCAGGAGGAACGCCGUGAAUCCAAACUUACACUCCGACCUCCAAGUCUGGCUGCUCCAUAUGCCCCUGUCCAACACUGGCAGCAUCAACCAGAGAAACUUAUAUUUGAGUCCUGUGGGUAUGAAGCCAAUUAUUUAGGAUCCAUGUUAAUCAAAGAUCUUCGAGGGACAGAAUCUACCCAGGAUGCCUGUGCAAAGAUGAGGAAAUCUACAGAGCAUAUGAAGAAGAUUCCAACCAUAAUAUUAUCUAUCACUUACAAAGGAGUGAAGUUCAUAGAUGCAUCUAACAAGAACGUUAUUGCUGAGCAUGAAAUCCGAAACAUCUCCUGUGCUGCCCAGGACCCAGAGGAUCUCUGUACGUUUGCCUAUAUCACCAAGGAUUUGCAGACCAGCCACCACUAUUGUCAUGUCUUCAGUACCAUUGAUGUAAAUCUGACAUAUGAAAUCAUUCUGACGUUGGGGCAAGCAUUUGAAGUAGCCUACCAGCUGGCCCUCCAAGCCCAAAAAUCAAAACCCCCAGGUGCUUUGACAGCUGAAAUGAUAGAAACAAAAUCUUCAAAACCGGUGCCUAAACCUCGAGCCAGCAUGAGGAAAUCAGCAGUGCCGCUCCCUCCCGAUAGUCGCUGUUGUUACUGUCACACCUGUACUACACACCGUCCCUCCUAUCUGCCGCUGCAAUCUGUUAGUCAAGGAGCUAAGCUGGAGCCAUCUGAAGUGGACCAAGACUCCCAGUCCCAUGCUAGUGUGUCCUGGGUUGUAGAGCCCAAACAGGAUUCCAAGAGGACCCUCAACACUAAGUAUGAGACAACUAUCUUCUGAAAACAAAUCCUGCAUCCAUCCAGUCUAACUGUGCCUUUGCAGUCUGAUCUGUCUGCUGUUCUAAAUUCCUUCCUCCCAUUGCUGGCACUAGGUGUGGCACCAUCAGAGGCAGAAGCGCUAGAAUACCAUAUGACUAAACAGCUUUUUGUAUCCGAUUUCUGCUGAACACUGUGAAUUCUUCUAACGGAAACAAGGGUAACUCACUGAGAGAGCCACCUGAUUUAGAUGUCUGUAAGGUGGGAGAAAGAAAGCCUAUGGGAAUCGAAUAUGUGGAUUUGGGAAACCACCUGGUAUUGCUUGACUUUCUCUUCAUUUUGACACUGUGAAUUUCUGGGGUGAAGUAGCACCCCACUGGCCUUUUCUAUUUAGUAUUCUUAAUCUUGGACUGUUUUAGAACUUGGUCUCCAAUAUGUACGUGCUGUCUCAAUCUAGAUUUAUACCUCCAUUCUGAGCCAUGGCCACAAACUGUUCCGACAAGUAGCGCACUUACCUGUCAUCUUGGAAGACGCUAAACACUGUGAUACAGCUUGCAAACCUCUUGCUCAACAGAUUUCCGAGCAUGGAUCCUGCUCACAGUCUUUGCUAACCCUGGAAACCUGAUUGCAUGGUAUAUUAUAAAAAGUCUACUAGAUAGUGUGAUUGCUCUUAUUAAGCUCUUACUCUUUUUUUCCCUAGGAGUCAGGCCUGGUAAAAAGAGAAUGCCCAACAUGAGUGUUCUCAGCUGUCUAUUAAGCAAAUGUGGUGUACCUUUCUCAUCCUCACUAUGAUUUGUUGUCAGGCCCUUCUGUUCAUGGUAACCAAUUUGCAUAAUCAAAAAUAAUUUUCUGGACUCUGCCUAGAUCAAACCUUUCAAAGGCAUAUGUCACUAAAUCAUUUACUCCGGCCAAAUAUUGACAGUUAACACCUUGGGGAUCUAGUAAAGAUGUAAAUUGGGAGAUAAGGGAUAUUAUGUGGAGCAUGACUGUGAAAAAUGUCCCCAUAUUACAGUGCUGGGUUGAGGAUGAUCUGUCCUUGCUCUUCUUUGCAUGAAGAACUAUCCAGGGCUGUAUAAUUCAAUCUUGUCCAUUGACAAAAUCUCAUACUGAUUGUGUUUCUAUUGAACCUGUCAUGUAUAGCAUUCUGGACACUUUGAAAGUAUAAAAACAUUUGCUAUUCACCUUUUUCCCCAGGUAGGCCAACAAUCUGUUGUGCUUGGCUUCUAGCAUCCUUCAGAUACAAGCUUUACCUAGAUCUUAAAACAAUAGCUGCAAAGGAAGGUUGACUGAGUUAUUACCAGUUUUGGAUAUUAAAAUUAAGGACUCUUAAAGAAAAGCAAUUAUUUCCCUUCUUUGAAGAGUUUAAAACUCAACAGCCCAUGUAGCUGAAUGCUAAUCACUGAUCAAUCAACUCUUAGUAACAUCUUUAGGAGUUAUUGGUGCUCAGUUCUUCUGAAAACCAUGUAACAUUGUACAUGCGCCUUUUAAUGGUGAACUAUUCAAGAGACAUCAGAGCAUUUAAAUAUGAACAGGUUUGUUCUAUACGGCAGUUACACACACAAAGCUGUGGCCGUGUUCAUAACUUUCCCUCAUAUGUUUUAUAUGAAUGAAAUCACUCAUUCCCUAUUAUUCUCUCCAUUAAUAUUGUCCCCAUUCUGUUUGCCUUCUGCCAAGCUGAACUGCAGACCAUCCACGUUCCUCCAUGGAAAUGUAGUAAAGGGCCAAAGCACUAAGAAGCAGUGAAACUCUGGCGGUAUGAAGAUCAGCACCUGGCUUUGGGAUGUGUCCUUGGCUGCUCCUUAAGGACUUCCAGGGUUGAGUGAAAAGGGAUUCCACCCACAAGCUCACAAAAAAGCAGUACGCAUUUCUAGCAAGAGAACUGAAACCGCUGAGGUUUCAAGAGACUGAUACUAUGUGUUUAGUUUGAAAGAUUUUCAUGCAGUGAUAUUGUCAAAUCACAAUUUCAGUAUAGCAUGUUGCAUUGAUGGAGAAUCUUAACUGCUAAAAGAAAACAUAUGAUAUGGCUGUCUUACAAAAUAGACUUAGAGGAUGCCAGAAUAUCAAAUGAUAUAUAGUACUUUUUAGCUUGGGAAAGCAGUGAGGAUUCCAAAGUCUCUGCAAUAAUAAACUUAUUAUGAAGGUACUGGAACCUAGGUAGAUAAUCAUACACACUUCAUAGCUACACUGAGCAUUUACAUGGGAAAUAGGGUGUUUUAACUAAAAUUUUCAGUGUAUAACCCUGCAGUGAUUGUUAUUGAACCAAAUCCUGAUACAAACCCUACUUUCAAUGCAAAGAACUGUGGCAUUGCAAUAUUUCUGUUCUGGUGAAAACACUUCUCUCUCUCUCUCUCUCUCUCUCUCUCACACACACACACACACACACACACACACACAAACUGGACUGUGACUCCUUGCAUCUCAUUCAACUUCCAUAUUUUAUUUUAAAGAAUGUGGUUGUGCCCUGAAGGAAUGGGAUUUAAGAAGUUUAUUAGCACAUUUUAUACUAGUUAAUUAUUUAAGGAUGCUUAAUAUAAUAACAAUAGUUAAAUAUAUGAAAAAUGUGGAGAGAGCUUGGGCAUUAAGCUAUUAUAGUUGAUUUCUUGCUCUACUCCACCCAAGAAUGACUGGGAAGCUCUAGAAUACUUAUGUUGUAAUUGUUUCUUGCAGACUAUCACAGUCUCUAUACACUGGUUUUGGCUGUGAUUGUGAUGAAUGCAUCUUUUAUGGCUUAUUUGCAAGAAAGAUGAGGAAGUGCAAAUAAGUCUGUGCCAGAUGCAAUAUAGGUUGUGUUACCCUGCUACUGUGUGGCUCAUUUCAACUUCUGUCACUGCUGUAUCUUUAAGCUGUUGUUCUUUUUUUUUUUUUUAGUUGAUGAAAAGGCAGAGAAAGCCAAAGGCCUGGAUUUGGAAAUAAUCAGUGUAUGAAUUUUGGAAACAUAGCAUUCCUUUAUACCCAUCCGUGACUGUGCUAGUGUUCAGUAUAAAUAUUGGUAUACUUGAUAAGUCUGUUCCAAGAGAAUACAAAUUGAACUGUUAGUUACUGAGGAAGGAUAGCCUUAGAACAUGGUUAUUGGCAGAAAUAGAUGGUGAAAGCUUCCAGCUUGCUUCUUCCAUUGAUCAGGUGCUUCCUUUCUCAAGAGUUUUCAUGGACAUAGCAAUAUCUAUGACUGCAUCUCCUGCUUAGGCAUUAUGUUAAGACUGAAAUGAAAGCCAUUCUGGACUCGAAUUUUUCUAGGACUUUUAGUUAAUCUCAGCUCCAAGCAGUUUGGAUGCAUGUACAGUAUUUGACUCUUGCCUUGUUCCAGGGUUUUGCAGCACACUGAGAAAAAUGCCCUAUCCUCCUGCCACCAAAUGUGUUUUUAGGUCUUGGAUAAAAAAUGCUUCUUCUAUUCUAGCAUCGGAUUGGGCUGAAGUAGCACCAUUUAUGCUGCUUCUACCAGUACUCCAUAUGUUCCCCUUUUCAAAAAGAUGUCUGUCUUCUGUAGACUUUUUACCUUGUAUGUGUCCAGGAUCACUCUAUGAGAACACUCUGUAGAUGUUAAGAUGGAUGAAGGAACUGUUGCUUCUCUUGUGAAUGGAAAAUCACAUCAUUCAAAUCAAACUCCAAUAAUCUUUUUAUUCUAUACAUGUUAAAUGUGUCAGCUCAUAUAAACUGGCCUUAGACUUUUUUAGAACUGAACUUGGGGCGGGGAGGAGUCUAUCUGAACUUAAGGUACAUGCCAAUUCUCUCCCCACCCCACCACACCCCAAAAUAAAAAUCUAGAAUAGCUUCAAGUGGUGAGCUGUGCUGGCUUGUUUGCUGCUCUUCCAGACCAGACCAGUGGUACUUUUUGAGUAAGUUUCACUAUACCUGUGAAACUGAAAUGGGUUGGGUGAUACCUCACUCCUACAUUGUCUCCUUUUGCAUGAUCAGUAUGAAUGUCUAUAAACAGGAUUUUCUGCUAUACUUGUACCUGAAGAGGGCAGGUAGAUUUUUGGUAACAGGCAGUUUGGUUUACAGUGUAGACACUUUUUGCUAAUUGUGAUGUAUGGCGGUCAAACUGAUUUGUAAUAAAAUUGUUAUUUAAUCUGUCUUUGUAUUUUGAUACUUGAACUAUUUCCUUUUUAUUUCCUGUAUAUAAAAAUUGUUAAACUGUCCAGGUUUUUUGUGGUACCAAACAUAACCAAUCUGUGCAACAAUAUAGACUGACCUCACUACAACAAGGCGAGACUGUAAAUAUUCCUGGGCUUCCAGCAGUCGUUUUGUUGUUUGUUUUCAUAAUUGUACAACUUAGAACAGACUAAAUUAAUAAAAUUAGACACAUCUCUCUA